This is a messenger RNA of Populus trichocarpa (black cottonwood), 2329 nucleotides long. RefSeq names its product PR5-like receptor kinase. Gene Ontology annotation, biological process: protein phosphorylation. Gene Ontology annotation, molecular function: protein kinase activity; ATP binding. Lineage: Eukaryota; Viridiplantae; Streptophyta; Magnoliopsida; Malpighiales; Salicaceae. The record is from RefSeq and is a predicted model, not a curated record. The transcript has 3 exons. The coding region runs from base 209 to 2152 and encodes 647 amino acids.
AGGUGGAGGAAAAUCGUUCACUGCCUUGUGAGAACUUUCAACGCAACCUGUCCUAAUCACAAAGUCGGUUCCCUAAGCGUGUUGAACUUUCCCUUCUCUUCAUGACUGACCUCUGAGCCAAGCUUAGCCCAAUGAAAGGAAGAAAGAUUGCUAAUUGGACUUCAGACUCCUCCUUCUUGUUGUUGUUAAAUAAAUUUUAUCUGCUUCAAUGUCUGUGAUAAAAUUACUUGUGCAUUUAUCUUCUUUCCUGGUCGCUCAUUUAUUCAUAUCAGGUGUUGUUUCAACAACAUUUACAAUAACAAACAAGUGUAACUACACGGUUUGGCCAGGCAUUUCCUCACAAUCAGGUUCAGCAGCUCUCUCCACAACUGGUUUUUCCCUUGAAAAGAAUGAGUCAAAGACCUUAACAGCGCCGGAUUCUUGGACUGGACGGUUUUGGGGCCGCACGUACUGCACCGAAGACUCGUCAGGAAAUUUCUCCUGCAUCUCAGGCGAUUGUGGCUCCGGAAAACUAGAAUGUUCAGGCAACGGUGGUGCUCUUCCUGUGACGUUGGCAGAGUUUUCGCUUCGUGGUUUUAAUGGCCUUGAUUUUUUUGAUGUUAGUCUUGUUGAUGGCUUCAACCUGCCUUUGCUUGUUGUGCCUUCUCGUCAGAACUGUACAAGCACUGGAUGUGUGGCGGAUUUGAACGAAUCAUGUCCGUCAGAGCUUAGGGUUACCACUAGUACAGAAGGCAAGACUGCGGCAUGCAUGAGCGCGUGCCAAGUGACUAAGUUGUCGAUGUUUUGUUGUACUAGUAAUGCUACAUGCAAGCCUUCUUUGUAUUCUCAAUUCUUCAAGAAUGCCUGUCCACAAGCUUACAGCUAUGCUUAUGAUGAUCAAACUAGCACCUUCACUUGUGCAUCCACCGAUUAUCAAGUUACAUUCUGCCCAGGCAACACAACAGUUAUUACAGAAAACAAUUCUCGUCCAUCACCAGGGGAGAUAGCACCAAUUCCUCCACCAGAAAUAAGGCCUAAUACCACUUCAAGAAGACAUUGGGUGCCAAUUAUAGCAGGAAUUGUGGGUGGUGUUCUUGCCAUCAUUUCUUUUGUAGUUAUUAUUGUUUGGAGGGUUAGGUUGAGCAAGUCUAAUGAUACUGAGGAGGAUGUGGAAGAUGAUUAUAUAAAGCAAGUUCCAGGAAUGCCUGUCAGGUUUUCGUAUGAAGAUCUACGCGUUGCAACCAAUGAUUUCAAGGAAACACUAGGAAGAGGAGGCUUCGGGUCUGUAUUCAAAGGAGUACUUGCAGAUGGAACAGGAAUUGCUGUGAAGCGUUUGGAUAAAUUAGGCCAAGGAAAGAGGGCGUUUUUAGCAGAAGUUGAGACGAUUGGAAGUGUGCACCAUUUUAACUUGGUAAGGUUGAUAGGAUUUUGUGCAGAGAAAUCGUAUAGGCUUUUAGUAUAUGAGUACAUGAGUAACAGUUCAUUGGACAAUUGGAUUUUUAAGAAAGUACAAGGAUCUUCCCUGGAUUGGCAGACACGAAAGAAGAUUAUACUUGACAUAGCAAAGGGGAUGGCGUAUCUUCAUGAAGAAUGCCGGCAGACCAUAAUGCAUCUGGAUAUAAAGCCGCAGAACAUACUCUUAGAUCCAAAUUUCAAUGCCAAAAUCUCUGACUUCGGGCUAUCCAAGCUGAUUGAUAGGGAGAUGAGCCAAGUUCAGCUCUCAAUGAGAGGAACCCCUGGAUAUCUUGCUCCAGAAUGGCAUCAAGAAUUAGGUCGCAUUACAGUAAAAGUUGAUGUAUACAGCUUUGGAAUUGUUCUCCUGGAAGUAGUUUGUGCACGCAGAAGCGUUGAUCACUCACAACCAGAGUCUGCCUUCCAUUUGCUUAGAAUGUUGCAGAACAAAGCUGAAUACAUUUUGAAAUUUUUAGACGAAUAUAUGCAGAGUGAUAGAGAUGAAAUUAUCAGGAUGAUAAAGAUUGCUGCUUGGUGUUUGCAAGAUGAUCCAGAAAAAAGGCCUCUCAUGUCAACAGUUGUAAAGGUGUUGGAGGGUGUAAUGGAGGUAGAUUCAAACCUGGUGUAUAAGUUUUCACAUGCAUUGGCACCACCUCCUGUUGCUGAUGACUAUAUUCUUUCAGCACCGCCACCAGCAUCAGUUCUUUCUAAUCCUAGAUGACGUUGUAAAGAUCUUUCAUUUUUGCUAGCGAAAAAAAUUAUCAAACUUGUCAUCACUUAAACUACUCUGGUCUCUACCAUGUCAUUUUAACCAACGCAUAUGUUGUUUUGAGUGACUGAUUUUUGUAGUAACAUUCAUAAAUUAUGAUUUGAGGAGUUGUUUGAAGUUGUAAACCAA